UCUGCGGCUCCGGAGGAUGCGGAUCGCCGGGGAUGCUGCUACUGCCUCUGCGCCGUUCAGACGCUCCGUUCCGCUGUGAGAAGCAGCCAUGGCCUCCGACAGUUGUCUGUUUGUGUGGUCUGAUCAGUGUGUCAUUGUGUGUCCCCUCUCCCUCUCCCUCCUCCUCCCAGUCACCCCAGAGGCCAUCGGCUUUCUGUCGGCGGUGGGCGUCUUUAUCGUGGCCUUGGCUGUUCUCUUCCUCUUCAUCAACAAGAAGCUGUGUUUCGCACGUAUCGGUGGUCUACCGUGUCUGGACCAACCCGGACGCCGACAGAAAGGACGAGCGGGCGUUCGCCAGGGUCUCGUGAACAGUUACGGCGAUGACAACGGCUCCAGCUCCUCUGACAGUGAGGCCGAGAUUCUGAAACAGUUCGAGAUCUCAGUGUCGCGGUCACAGAGUUUCCGCAACUCAGCGGUGAACGGCGGUGAAACGCAGCUGUCACUAAACCAACUGCACAAGUUCACUCGCCUGUCAGACCACGAGGAGGGCAGCACCGAGCCGUCAGACUGCGAAGACGUUGAGGCCCAGACUCAGCAGCGUUUCAAAGACCCGUUAACAGCAGCUGUAGAGGAGAUGGAGAAGGCGUCGUCUCACACCGAGGACAAACCGGCGUCGCUGACAGACAGGACCAGUCUGACCCCCAGUAUGAACCGACAGGCCGCCGACGGCAGCGAGGACACGGAGCAGCCCACUGCGGAUCAGGAUAAGAACGACGCCACGGACAGCUCCUCCACCUGGAGCCCUGAGCAGGAGCAGCCUCCUCUUGAUGAGGAGCCAUCUCAGCCUGUCACCUCCUCCCCCCGGGUCCCCAUCUCCAAAUGUGGAGACCUGGUUCUGUCCCUGGAGUACCGCCCCGACACAGAGAAGGUCCAGGUCUCAGUGGUGGCGGCCCGGGACAUCCCCGACAAGGCCCGCAGCGGCAUGGACUCCUGGCAGGUUCAUAUGGUGCUCCUGCCUUCCAAAAAACAGCGCCACAAGACAUCAGUGCAGAAAGGCUCGCUGCCACACUUCAACGAGACGUUCCGCUUCUCGCGCCUGGAGCCGUCCGACCUGCAGAUGUCGGCCAUCCGCUUCAGGCUGUACGCGCUCGGAGGUCGGAUGUCGAGAGAACGCAUGAUGGGCGAGAAGGUGCUGAGGCUCGGAGGGCUCGACCUGGACGGAGGCAAGAUGGAGACCACGCUGGUUCUGGAGCCUCGGAGCAACAUUAAGAGCGUGGACUCUCAGGUGAGUCUUUCUGCCGUGUCCCAGAGUGACAGCGCCUCGUCCACUCAGUCUCUGACCCACGGCGGCGUCCCCGAGCUGCUGGUCGGUCUGUCCUACAACGCCACCACAGGACGCAUGUCUGUGGAGCUCGUCAAGGGGAGCCACUUCAGAAACCUGGCCAUCAACAGGCCUCCAGAUACCUACGGCCGCUUGUCUCUCCUGAACUCGGUGGGUCAGGAGAUUUCCCGCUGCAAGACGUCGGUCCGGCGAGGCCAACCCAACCCCGUGUACAAGGAGACGUUCGUCUUCCAGGUGGCGCUGUUCCAGCUGUCGGACGUCACGCUGCUGGUGUCCAUCUACAACCGGCGCAGCAUGAAACGCAAAGAGAUGGUGGGCUGGAUCGCACUGGGCCAGAACAGCAGCGGCGAGGAGGAGCAGCUGCAUUGGCAGGACAUGAAGGAGAGUCACGGUCAGCAGGUCUGUCGCUGGCACAUCCUGCUGGAGGCGUAACGCAGCGCUCGGCCGCCGUUUACACCUUUAUUUCAGCCCAUAGUGUCUGUUCAGAGGCCACGGAUUCAAGGAUCUGAACGUUGGCUCAUCAGUUUUUGUUCUAAUGAACCAAAUCGUGCGCUGUUGGAGGUCGAUGGAAGUUUAGACUCAAAACCUUUUGUUGAUGAAGAUGAAAAGAAACCGAUAAAUAAACCUCAAGCAAGGUUACAUCACAAUAAGAUAUUGAGUCUUGAGUCACUUCUCAUUCAUUUUGCAGCUUUUAUUCCCUGGUUUUUAACAUCCAUCAUCCCCCAACAGACGCGGUCCUUUCUUUCUAGUUUCUUUGAAGCCACUCCGUUGUCAGAUAACACGGCUGCAGGUUUGUUUUUCCAGUGAAAGGCUUUAUUAGAAAGUUCACACACAGAUGAGAGGUGUGUUUGUGAGACGCAGGCGCCUGUUAUUUCCUAAUGUGGCUGUUAUUCAACCAGCUGUCGAGUUGAAGGAGCUGCAAACGAAGCAGCGCAGCAGGACGGUUCAGUUCACACCGAGAGAAAACGGUCCUGAAAUCAUAUACCGAGCAUAUCAGAGUCACGUCAUGUUCAAGAAGCGGCCGGUUCAACGAAAACUGUCCGAAUAUGACGCAGGAGGACGUUUAUCUGUGUGUAUGAAAACAAAGAGACUGAGUGAUGGUGGGUUUUGUAAUAUUUAUACAUUUGAGAUCAUUACAAAACCACAUCUAUCAAUUACAGAAGGUGAAACUUCCAUGAAACAUACAGACAUGUUUGCAUCACUUAUACUUUGAUUUCAUGCCAUUUUCUGGAGAUCACAAGUUAAGAAGUUAAGUUGAGAAAACAAACGGCUGAUGUCUCGAGAUGAUGAGAUCAUUUAUCUGUAGAAAACGACUGAUGUGAGCGUUAUCUAUGCAUGAUCUCCGAGGCACAUUAGGAACAGAUUUGUUUGUUGAGAAUAUGAACUGAUUUGCUUUUGAUCUGAAGAUUAACAGCCUGGACGACUGUUCACUUCCGCAGAAAAACAUUCUAUCUGUUUUGAGGAUUAUCCAGGGUAAAUGUACAAGCACACAUAUAAAUACCAGGACUUCUAUUGAUCCUUCUGUUAUUUAUGGUGAUUAUUAGACUGAAUCUACAGGGUUAUGAGGGAUGGGACUGAUUCGUUAUUGAGGUCCCUUGACUUUUUAUCGAUUCCUGUUGAUUCCUGAUCAGUUUAUCACAGAUGUUUUAUUACCUGCAUCUGAACACAGGGUAGAAAUGUUUUUAAAGCUCCUGUCAGACGCACAUUUUCGCAUUGAUAAGAGGAACUGAUCAUCUCGGAAGUGUACGAUUCAGAGAGAUUGAAAAUUGUAUUAUUAUUUAUCUCUAACAAAUCAGACAACAUGGUACAGUGAUUGCAAAUACAUCUAAAAACUGGAAAAACUCUCAUCUCGCAUUUAAAUUCAAUAAAUAAAAUAGCAAAUAAAAUAAAAUGCUAAUAAACACAAUACAAUCGUGUUAAGAAGUUAAAGACUGAGCUAAGAAAGCACACUAGUAAAAUGCAAAAAAAUCUAUAUAAGUAGAUAAAAUAUUGAUAAAAUGUGGUGAUAAAGGCACAAAAAUUAUUUGCUCAGCUGAUUAUAUGUAGAAAAUACCGAGACAACAAUAAAUGCAAAAUUUUGUGAAUGUUUUGCUCCUGUAAAGUACAACUGAAUAAGAGCUGUUACACAUUCUCCAGUGUCAUUUUUUUCCAUCUUUAAUUAUGAGAAACAUCUAAAGAUAAAUGACACAAACUAAACUUUAUGCUUAUUUACUGUCAUGACAAACAAAGCUUAUGUAUCGAAAAUCAGAACAAAAUGGAAAAUCACAACAGAAAUUCACUGAACAUAGAUUUAAUGAUGG
Molecule: messenger RNA, 3621 nt
Organism: Sphaeramia orbicularis (orbiculate cardinalfish)
Lineage: Eukaryota; Metazoa; Chordata; Actinopteri; Kurtiformes; Apogonidae
Gene: syt16
Product: synaptotagmin XVI
Exons: 7
Coding region: 89-1753 (554 amino acids)
Molecular function (GO): phospholipid binding
Source: RefSeq, a predicted model, not a curated record